GCAAUGAGCACAGGCAAGGAAUGGACAGGCACUUAGGUGUGAUCACCCAGGGGCCCAGCAGCAAGCACCAGCACUCACCAGAUACUGCACUGAUGGUGGCCUCCUCCAGUUCCUGCUUUGCUUCUGUCUCCUCUUGAUGGAUCUGCAGCCUGCUUAGCUCAGGGAUACUGUAAAGAAUGGAAGCAGAAACACAUAAAUGGCAUAUGUUGACUGCAAAAGUAGCUCUGGCAAUAGCAAUUAUCAGGUCUAAACCUCAAGGCAAAACUAGCAGAGAAUACACAGAGGAACUAAGAGCAAGUAUUACUAAUGAAAAUACUCAGAAUGUUGACUGGAAAGCAAAAGUGUGUACUCUGGAAGCUGAAGUUCUACAAUUGCGUCAACAACUUCUUCUCCAGAAGAUUCAAACAAGUUCAGAUUUUGAAAAUGAAUCUUUUAAAGCAGUGGGUUUGGAGCCACUGCAAUGUAACACUAAUUCAGGACAAACAGAGGAUGAUUCUGGUUGUGAACUUUCUAAUGAAGUAAGAGAAGAUAUUCUUAAAGCAGCUCAUAAUUCUGAAGCCUGCAUUCAGUCAUGCUUUCCAUCAUCUUCCAUAAUUCUACCAACAGUAAGAUAUUCUCCUGUUGAAGAAGAACACAUGACUCAUCAAAUUCAGUUUCUAAAUCAUCUUCUUGGUUUUGGAAAACUCACAGCUACACCAAGUUUAUCAAAUCUAGAAAAUGAGUGCAAUGUGGUAGAAGAGUCAGUGUCUGGUCUGCUGAAUGGUUUGCUUGGACUCUACAAAAAUCCCAAACCAUCGGUUUCAACAUUUCAGGCAAAAACGAUUGGUAUAAUGACAACCCUACUGAAAGAUUCACAUUUGUCUAAAAAUUUGCUAAAAAACUGUGUUAAUAUUAUAGAAACUUUUGAAAACCGCUUGGUUCAAGACAUUUUAUCAAGCAAAGGAAUAAAUAGGUUUCAGGUGCAGCAAUUAAUGACCAACUGCAUUAUUUUGCUGGGGGAAUGCCAACUAUUAAGAGGACCUUUAAUAAAUAUUCUCCUUUGCACAUUGAAACACUAUGCUGAUGGCCUUCUUCUCCAUUGCCAGAACCAGAGCAAAUAUGACAUUUCAGAGUACGAGAACAUGUUUUCAAUACUCUCAGCAGUGGAAGCACUUCUACAGUAUGAAAAGGAGAACCCAGGCACAUCAGAGUGUGAGCUCUAUAACAAUGAGACAAAGCAGUUUCUGUACAAUCUUGACCAAACUAUUCUCAGUAUUUCUGAUGACUUUCCUUUAUUUUCCUUGUAUCUGUGGAGACUGGGAACAUUGUGUUCAUACUUGGAAAAUAUUAAAUCUCUUUAAAUUGCUGAACUGAAAGAGAUUAGGAAUGUAUAUAUUUGUCCCUUUUAAUAUUUAUCUCUUAUGUUUUCCAAUUUCAGCUUUUAUUUUUAGAUAUUAGUAAUAGAAAUAAUUUAUGUGUAGCAAACAGAAAUGAAAAUCAGUAAGAAAAAUAGGAGUAUAGGGAGCAAUGUUUUAUAUGCACAUAAAAAGUUUUUACAUUUAUUUUUAAAAUGUAACUAUCAGUAUUUUCUUGUUGCUCCGAAAGUAAAUAACAGUAUUGAUAUGUGCCUUUAACGCCUUCCCUGCCAACAACUGAGAGUACUAUCGACAUAGUUUCACUAGUUUCAAUAUGCACUAAGUUUUACUAGGUUCUACUGUGGACAAAUAAUUUAAAAAGUAACUUGUAGCAGAAAUUCCAAAUAGGUAGUUUUAAGGUAUUGGUGGAUUUUAACACACAUAGAUAAUUUCCCACUGAGGACACAAUUAAGUGUAUUUUGAAAAAUGUUUUUUGUCUAUCUGUAGUAAUAGUGAUAUCUGUUUAAAAAUAUAAUUGUGUAAAUAAAUGUGUGAUUGUUAAAGGGA
This is a messenger RNA of Xenopus tropicalis (tropical clawed frog), 1901 nucleotides long. It is a transcript of the gene mei4, whose product is annotated as meiosis-specific 4 homolog (S. cerevisiae). The record is from RefSeq and is a predicted model, not a curated record. The transcript has 5 exons. The coding region runs from base 177 to 1340 and encodes 387 amino acids. Gene Ontology annotation, biological process: meiotic DNA double-strand break formation; DNA recombination. Lineage: Eukaryota; Metazoa; Chordata; Amphibia; Anura; Pipidae.